Molecule: messenger RNA, 1305 nt
Organism: Eimeria tenella
Lineage: Eukaryota; Apicomplexa; Conoidasida; Eucoccidiorida; Eimeriidae
Exons: 4
Coding region: 1-1305 (434 amino acids)
Source: RefSeq, a predicted model, not a curated record
AUGGCCGUAGGGGGGCCCCGACAGACUGGGGGCCCCUCAUGGGGGCCCCCAGCCAUCCCCAGGGGCCCCCGGGGGCCCCAGGGGCCCCAGGGGGCCCCUGGGGAGCUGAAGGCCUCGGGGGCCCCAGGGAACCCUCGGGCCCUUGGCGGGCCCCUUUUAGUAUUUGGGUAUCCAAGGGAAGUAUCCCAUGAAGAGUUAUUUCAUUGUCAUAGGUGGUCUGAGGCCCCCGCAGCAGCAGCAGCAGCAGCGGCAGGAAAAAAGGCGUCAGCAGCAGCAGCAGCAGCAGCAGUAGCAGCAGGGGAGUGGCUUCCUCCUCGUCUGAUACGCUGCAGAGACACCGCAGCGGUGCUGCUGCAGCAGCAGCAGCUGCAGCAGCAGGGCUGGGACAUCAGCAGCAGCAGAGCGCAGCAAGAGUUGUUUGCUGCAGCAGCGGACAGCAACAGGGGGGCGCUGUGGGGCCCCUACAUACCUGCGCCGCACUUACACUACUCCCCUAGCAGCAGCAGCAGCAGCAGCUGCAGCAGCAGAAGCAACUUCGUGGCUUAUUUGCUGCCGCUGAGGGCAAACGAAUGGGUGGCGGUCCGCAGGGCGGUUUGGUUCAGAGUUUUGAGGGGCCUAGCUGAAUGUCGGGGCCAUUUGUUUCCCCCAAGUGUCUCCUACAGCUUAGUGGCUGCUGAGGGCCCUGCGGCUCCUAGUGUCUCCUCGUGGGCCCCCACCCACAGCAGCAGCAGCAGCAGCAGCAGUAGCAGCAGCGGCUGCUGCAGCAGCGACUUGCGCAGCGGCACCGUUGCUGCUGGGGCCCCCGGCAUCCGCAUCACUGCGCUGCCGGGUCCUGAUAUUUUCGGAGACCUUCCCCAGCAGCAGCAGCAGCAGCAGCAGCAGCAGCAAGACGCUGCAGUUGCUGCUGCGUUUCUGGAGGACUUCACCUCCGCUCGUUUUGCUGCUCUUGCUUUUCUGGACAGUUUUGACUGCGGAAGGCACUUGGGCUGUAUAGACACUUCGGGGGGCCCCCAGGGGCCCCUCGCCUCUUCGGGGGCCCCCGCGGCGCUGCGGCUGCUGCAGCUAGACAACAGGCUGCAGCAAAACUCUUUGGUGACGCAAGAAGUGCAGCAGCUGCUCGAUGGGAUAGAUGAACAGCCAGCAGCCACAGAAACAGCAGCAGCAGCAGCAGCAUCAGCAGCAAGUUGUGCUGCGCCUCAGGUGUAUCUGCUGGACGCCGAUGUGGGGCAGCCAAUUUGCUGCGCUCCUGGAAGUGUCUCUCUUCUCUCCGUGAGCAGCAGCAGCAGCAGCAGCGAAGCCAAUUAG